Messenger RNA from Plasmodium gaboni, 690 nucleotides. RefSeq names its product putative vacuolar-sorting protein SNF7. The transcript has 3 exons. NCBI's taxonomy places the organism in Eukaryota, Apicomplexa, Aconoidasida, Haemosporida, Plasmodiidae. Gene Ontology annotation, cellular component: multivesicular body. The record is from RefSeq and is a predicted model, not a curated record. The coding region runs from base 1 to 690 and encodes 229 amino acids. Gene Ontology annotation, biological process: late endosome to vacuole transport via multivesicular body sorting pathway; vesicle budding from membrane.
AUGAAGUUCUUCAAGGGUAAAAAAGAUAAAACAUUGGAUGAAGCUUAUGACACCCUCGAAAAAAGCGUUAAAAGUAUUGAUGAAAAUAUAGAAAAAUAUAAUAAGGAACUAAAUGUAAUAAAACAAAAAAUUGAAGAAGAAAAAAAAAAAAAUCCAGUUAAUCAACACAUUAUCAACAGUUUAAGAAAUAAAGCUGCAAAUAUUAUACAAAAAAAGAAAGUAUAUGAAAAUAAUAAAGAAAGCACAAUGGGUAUACAAUUUAAUAUUGAUCAAAUAAAAUAUGCAAAUGAUAAUGUUCAACUUUCUAUUGAUACAUAUAAGGCCUUACAAAAUACAAGCAAGGUGUUGAAAAAAAAUAUUAAAAAAGUAAAUAUAAAUAAAAUUGAAAAAUUACAAGAUGAUCUAUUUGAUUAUAUAGAGGAUACCAAAGAAAUUGGAAAUAUUUUAUCAUCCUCAUAUGAUAUACCACUAAAUUUGGAUGAACAAGAAAUUGAUGCUGAACUAGCUUUAAUUGAAGAUAGUAUAUUAGACGAAAAUAUAGAACAAGAUAAUAUAGCUAGCUAUAUAGACGAUGAUAAAAAGGAGGAAGACAAAAAUUUAUUGCAAAAUAUUCCUCUUGAAGAAAAAAUUUUUGAUACAAAUCAGGAAAAAACAAAAAAAGAGACAUAUUUCGCACAAAGGGAAGGUUAA